Thalassophryne amazonica is the source of this 2601-nucleotide messenger RNA. It is a transcript of the gene tdp1, whose product is annotated as tyrosyl-DNA phosphodiesterase 1. The record is from RefSeq and is a predicted model, not a curated record. The transcript is spliced from 15 exons. Bases 202 to 2040 code for a protein of 612 amino acids. NCBI's taxonomy places the organism in Eukaryota, Metazoa, Chordata, Actinopteri, Batrachoidiformes, Batrachoididae. Gene Ontology annotation, molecular function: 3'-tyrosyl-DNA phosphodiesterase activity; single-stranded DNA binding; double-stranded DNA binding. Gene Ontology annotation, cellular component: nucleus. Gene Ontology annotation, biological process: single strand break repair; double-strand break repair.
UUGUUUUUAAAAGUUUUAGCCAUCUGAAGUGUGUAAUAAAACCUGUGCACAGUACUUUAGAUUUUUGUUUUAUAUUACCUGAGACAUACAGAGGCGACAAAGUAGACAAUAUCGGCAUUUCACACUGUGAUUUCAGGAUUCAUCAGGCUUGUUUGCCAGUUCCUCACUGCCCUGCUUUGAAAUCUAUCUUUAUUUCUAGGUAUGUCUCAAGACAGUCAACACGGCAAAUGGACCAUCUCCAGCAGUGAUGAUGAUGAGGACGAGGAUAAGGACCUGCUCACUUCCAGAAUCAAAACAUCGAAAGCCCACCAACUCUGUGACUCCAAUCACAGCCCCAAAGUGGAACCAGUAAAAGCUGCUGUUGGCACCAAACAAGAAAAAGAGGUGGUUGGUGGCUCUGAGGCUCAAAAGUCAGCUGCAAUUAACCAGAUAAAUCCAAUUAAACAUGAAUUUAGUCAGUCAUUGUCUGGAAAACGGAAGAAAGAGGUGUCAGAUGACUUAGGCUGGGCUCUGUCAGAUAGUGAUGAUGAUGAUGAUGGCAAAGUUGAGAAGAAACAUUCCAGUCAUUCAUCCAGAAGGACACCUCAGAGCUCCAAAUCAAAAAAAGUUAAGGUGAAGGAGGAUCCCCCUUCCAGCCCCCACGGGCGUACCUAUUAUAUUGACGAACCAGAUGACUGUUUUGAGUCGAAUGUUUCUUGUCUAAAUGACACAUACCGAUUCUACCUCAACAAAGUCACUGGGCUAGACAGCACGUACAACAGAGGAGCUCUGCACAUCCGUGAUGUCCUCUCUCCAUUGUUUGGCACACUGAAAGAAUCCGUUCAGUUUAACUACUGUUUUGAUAUUGGCUGGAUGUUGCAGCAGUACCCAUCAGAGUUCAGGGAUCGGCCCGUUCUGAUUGUCCAUGGGGAUAAGAGGGAGGCUAAAGCCCGUCUUGUCCAGCAGGCUCAGCCCUACCCUCAUGUCAGGCUGUGCCAGGCCAAACUGGAUAUUGCUUUUGGAACUCAUCAUACGAAGAUGAUGCUGCUUUGGUAUGAAGAAGGCUUCAGAGUCAUCAUUCUGACGUCUAACCUCAUCCGAGCAGACUGGUACCAGAAAACACAAGGGAUGUGGAUGAGCCCCCUCUUUCCACGGUUACCAAAGGGCAGUAGCCUGGGUGCAGGUGAGUCGCCGACCUUCUUUAAGAGGGACCUGCUGGAGUACCUGGCGUCAUACUGUGCACCAGAACUUGAGGAGUGGAUUCAACAAAUCAAAGAGCAUAACCUGUCAGAGACCAGGGUGUAUUUGGUCGGCUCAACUCCAGGGCGGUAUGUUGGUUCAGACAUGGAGCGCUGGGGCCAUCUGAAGCUGCGGAAGCUGCUUUAUGAUCACACAGAUCCUGUUCCUUCUGAGGAGAGGUGGCCUGUGAUUGGCCAGUUCUCCAGCAUCGGCUCCAUGGGAUUGGAUAAGACUAAGUGGUUGGCGGGGGAAUUUCAGCGCACCCUUACCACACUGGGAAAAUCCUCUCAUCGCCCCGACCCUCCUGUUCAUCUGGUGUAUCCUUCAGUGGAAGACGUGAGGAAUAGUUUAGAAGGUUAUCCUGCGGGGGGCUCCCUUCCAUACAGCAUCCAGACGGCUCAGAAACAACGCUGGCUCCACUCUUACUUCCACUGUUGGAAGGCAAAUACAACAGGAAGGACUCAUGCAAUGCCUCACAUCAAAACAUAUAUGAGGGCAUCACCAGAUUUCACUCAGCUCGCCUGGUUCUUUGUCACAAGUGCUAACUUAUCCAAAGCGGCGUGGGGCGCCCUGGAGAAGAACAACACUCAGCUGAUGAUUCGUUCAUACGAGCUUGGAGUUCUCUACCUGCCGUCGGCUUUCAACAUGAAGACGUUCCCUGUUCAGAAAAAUCAAUUUCCUGUGUCCUCAUCAUCAGCUGGUUUCCCUGUGCCCUUUGACCUCCCUCCUACAAGCUACUCUGCUAAAGACCAGCCCUGGAUCUGGAAUAUUCCCUACAGCCAGGCUCCAGACACACAUGGCAACAUCUGGGUUCCCUCCUGAACGUGCCCACACAUUUAUACAGCACUUCAUGUGAACACAGCUGGUCACAGUCCAAGAUUCAUGUAUAUUGGAUGGAGUAUAUUUGUGGUACAAAUUACAUUACCUGCCCCUCUCUGCAGCUGAGCUGGAAAAUAACUUUGCAAGCUGUAAUAUGGUAAAUGUGUAACAUAUUUGUCAUAUUCUCUGUUAAUGAUGACAGUGAUUUGUAGAGUUAAUGUAAACAUUGCCAUAAACACCACACACCCACGCGCAGUGGAAGUUAUGUUCACUCCAAGAUGUCUCAAAACACAAUGAUAUGGAUGUGAUGGAAAAAAAUCCCAAUAUUCACUUUUAUGUAACAGCUGAGGGGAUCCUUGUCAUUUGAUUGGUGCUUUGUAUGUCACAUGACAUGGAUUAUUCAUGUGACAUUUGUGUUGUUGUCACAUUCGUCCCUUUUGUGUUGCAUUGCAUUUAGAGUGGUUCCAUUUAUUGAUUAUCCAUUAUUUGUCGAUUUGGUUCCAUUUAGAGUGCAAAUUUGGUACCAUUGCACUCUACACGCACGCACGCAUGCACACACACACA